Messenger RNA from Trichoplusia ni (cabbage looper), 2571 nucleotides. RefSeq lists its product as uncharacterized. The record is from RefSeq and is a predicted model, not a curated record. The coding region runs from base 462 to 2087 and encodes 541 amino acids. The transcript has 2 exons. Lineage: Eukaryota; Metazoa; Arthropoda; Insecta; Lepidoptera; Noctuidae.
UAAAAAAAUAAAAUUUUAUGAGCAAUACAAAUGCAGGCUUAUCCUGUGCCCUUUACCACUUAUUUGUUGCCAGAUGGUAUAUUCAUAUAUUUGCAACUUACUUACUUAUUAUCUGGUCCAUAGCUUCUAUAACUUUUAAAUCUUGGGCAUUCUAAAGCAUAAAAAUCGUAAGAUUGCGCCAUCCAUCAAGCUACGACAAGCUAAACCUACUAGCACACUAUUUAUGUCAUAAACCCUAUAACCCUUAAGCUAAGCUAAAGCUUCUAAACCAAUGUAAAUCGUGACACAAAAUCCCCAGACGAGUCAAUAAACUCCAUGAUAAAAUUCAUGAAUGUGUUUACGUCAUAAACUGUGAAUUAUCGCGGGAUGAUGUGCGCGUCUGCGUCCGUGUGACAUUUUUAUUGUAUAUUUGCGCGCCUUAUUGUGCAAAUCAAUUGAUCGCGGCGUCACGUGCGACUGUGAUGGCACACCGGUGUCUUGUGCUUUUUGCUGUGAUUGUGCAGUCAGCUCUGAGCGUCAGGAUCAACUUCACCAGUUGUCAGGACCCAGAGUGGACUUGUGUCAAUAAUUUGCCGAAUGAAUUGGUGUACAGCUGUGCUGGUGUGACUGGCAAUGAAUUUAUAAUACAUCUAAAGGAUUACUAUACAGACCACAUAACAAGCGUGACCGUACAGAACUGCAAUGAUCUGCGAGUCGUGCUCGACUGUCCGAUACUGCAGCGAGCCUCUCAACUACAACGGUUUAAAGUGAAAGACUGCGACAGACUGGAAUUCGUCUCGCUGUCCGCAACCUCUUUGCUACAAACCCCACCCGAAGUUACCAUAGAUAAUGUCAAAGCAAUCAUCUCACUACCAAGGAGGAUGUUCAAAUCUCCGACAACAUUAACAGAACUAAAGUGCCUAGGAGCUCCAAAACUAAAAAGUAUUCGAAUCUCAAACAGUAAAAUAAACACGAUUAGCACUAAAGCGAUACAUAACGUGACCGGUAUAAAAAACAUUGAAUUUGAUAACGUUACAAUAACAGACGUACGUAAUCAAGCCGUAGAGGCUAUUAUGAGCUCUGACUCAAUGUUUACUAUCACUAACACCCUGAUCGAGAACUUUGAAUCUAAAGGUAUCACUGUGCAGGGCACUUCAGUCACUAUAUCGGAAAAUACCUUUGAAGAUAUAAAAGGCGGAGCCUUGAACGUAACUGCAGAUAACUUACACGUCACCGGCAAUAAAUUCAAAGAAAUCAACGCAAAUGGAUUCGUAUUUAAAUCUGUCAACACGGACAUAACUCAGAAUGAGUUCAGUAAACUAAAAGCCAAUGCUUUCAACGGCAUUAAGUGUCAAAGGAAAAGGAACAAUAAAAAGCAUUUUACUUUCACGCAGAAUAGGAUUAUAAGCCUUGAGCCACACGGUAUAACAUUCGACUAUGCCAGUUGUAAAUCUGCCGGAACCGCAGUUACCUUCAGUGGCAACAAAAUAGAUUGCAAAUGUCGGAACAUUGCAUUCUUGAAAACAUCAACAACGAAUACGGAACUACACAACAUAAUUUUGGACAACUCUAAUAACAAUACUUGUUUAUCAGCGCCCUGUACCCUGCCGGUUGACAUUGUGAAGAUACUGAUUGACAGUGACAUGUGUCAGCUGACACUGGACCCACAAGUGAUGUGUUUAUUGUACAGUGAUAAACAUAAUCAAGAAGUGACUACUGAUGAGGAUGUAACUGAACCGGCCCCAACAUUUUACUUAAUACGUCAGGCUAAUUCCCCGCGCGGGGACGCGAGUGCUGCAAUGACAGCCCUAGACAAAGAUGACCUACUCAAAGACACUCAUUUGAACAUGACUAACAGAACUGCUAUCAAAGUAGUCUUCGAUUCAUCGAAGGAUUUCGUCGAAACGUUAAGGAGUACGAGUACGUCACACAAAAGGCCUGCGGAAGAACCGAAAUCUCCCCCCGAAGAGUAUGUGAACCGGUGUGUCGGUGCCCAGUGCAGGAACAAUGUCGCGUACGAUCGGCAAAAAGCGUUAGACUUCUACAAGUAUGUGUACGCACAGUUGCGGCCCCCGAGGCCUACGGACAAUAAAAAAAAGAAAACCUGAUUUUUGUUACUUAUUAUAUUGAUUAAAUAAUAUUAUAUUAAUUUUGAAUUUGAUUAACUGCCAUCCAGAUUUUAACGAAACAUUAUCUUUACGGAGAUUCACACCUUGCGUAUUUACUCAUAAUUUGUAGACCUCUGUCAAAACUUUGUCCCAAAAUUAAUCAGUCUUCGUUGAAGACCAAGUGUUGCUUAUAAAUUUCAUUCAAUAUCCACUCGAUAUUUUACAAAAAUAAUAUACAUACACUUAUUUAGAACUACUUCUUGGCAUCCGAGUUCUAGUCUUAAAACUUAUUAAGGUCGCAUCCGAGACCUUAAUAAGUGUUAAGACUUGAAAAUUAAUGCCUAGCUUAAAUGUCUGAGUCAUUCUCUGCAAUCUCUGCCAACCAUUCUAUAGUUGAUUUGUGCAGGAGAUAACAAGUUAUCGACGGUAAAAUGUGUUACGAGCUAAAUACAACCAAAACAAGUGCCUAGUCUGACGUACCUUG